CUACCGACUUUCCUUACCCGUCAGUCACUACUUUGUGAACGGAAAGCAUGAAUCGGGUUUGCGACAGCAUCUUCUUUCUAGGUUUCCUCCCUGGUUGCCCUCAGCGCUUCAUCACCUAGCCGACUCCUUUGCUUCAAUUGCAGUUCAACAGCCUGCCAUUAUCGUUCACCCAAAUAAUUGCAUUUAUAAGCGAACUAGCUUCCUUCUCUAUUGUCUCCACGGUUAACAGCAGCCAGCCAUGACCGGGCGAAAAUAUAAGUCUCCACGGGGGAAACUCCAAAAAAGGAAACGUAAUAAGAAGGAAGAGACUGCUGUCUUGCCAUCAGUCCCAGAAAACCAGGAGAAAGUUUUGGAAACCAGUUCAUCAGCAGACACUGAAACUAUUGCUGAGUAUCUUACCCGCUUUAUUAAGGAUACCGUUAAAGAUGGUCACUCAGUUAACCAGUUUGGGAUGCUUGGAAAUGAUGGCUCCUCUUCACCACUAAGAGGGGAAUAUGGCGAACCCGAAGGUCAGACUGUUAGCUCGGAACAAAAUGGCCAAGAGGUGUUUGAUGAAUGUCGCAAAGAAACCAGAACACCAAGAGCAAAUCCCCCUGGGGAAAUGGAUGAUCAACCGAUUCCGCCUACUCAGUGUAAACCAAAGAGUCAGUCCCGCCAGAAAAAGGGUAGGCAUGGCACCCGAUUGAGGGAAUUGAUUUCCAACCGUAGUGCUCAUAUAAGACUGCCUAUUGACUUUCAUGCUAAAACUGGGAAACCAAUAGGCCCACAAAAAAAUAAAUUCAAGAGUUUUGUGGCCCUCCUAGGAAGGAGUUUUGCUAGUAUACUUAGACCGAAUUGGAAGAGCGUAGAGGAGCGUGUCAAGAAUCAGAUAUGGGAGAGUAUCCAGCUUACCUUUGACGUCCCUAAUGAUCCUCGACUGAGAAAGAGAUGGAUCUCUUUUGCGGGUGCAAGGUGGAGGGGAUUUAAGACACAGCUCACAUCACAGUACAUAUUUGGCAAUCGAUGUGACCAGUCUCCUUGUGAGGAGUACCCAUUCAUUGACCAGGACACUUGGCGACAGUUUGUCCUGAGCCGACAAGACCCUGCCUUUCUGGAACGCAGACAAAAGGCAAAGAAAACUCAGGCACUUAAUGUCUGCCCACACAUACUAUCUCGGGGUGGAUAUGAGUUGCUUGAGGAAAAGAUGAUGGCUGGAAAAUUGAAAAACUCUGAGGAACCCUCCCAGCCCGAUCCUUCUGAAACUCUUGAUCCUCCUCCCCCUAUCCUCCUUUCACGUCAUGAAAAAUGGAAGGCUGCACGAAAAAGGCCCUCUGGGGAGUAUACGACACAGGAGAGCCGCAUGGUGGCUCAGAAGAUUGAUUCCCUAGUUGAGGAAAGCACACAAGGAACCUUUGUUCCCAAGGGCCGUGAGGAUAUCUUAACUGCUGCUCUUGGACGAUCGGAGCAUCCGGGCCGUGUCCGUGCUGCUGGAUGGGGUGUUGGUAUUCGAGAGUACUUUGGGCCCCCAGUACACCCUCCAGUUUUUACUCAGGAGGAUGUUGAUCGCAUCAAGUGGGAGGUGCGGCAGGAGGUGACACAGGAGUUGACACUAUUAUUCUCCCAAAAACUCCAAGAUGAGCUGGCAAAGAUGGGGUUUGCUCCACUACAGCAGCAGCACACACAAGUCCGAGAUAGUCGUUCCCCUGCAAGUGUGAGUGUAGAGGGAAGCAACGCCCCAGAUGAUGCCUCUGAGCCUGAUGAUGAUGAAAUGUGUCAGCUUUUCAUUGAUUCUCCUUUCCACUUAGUAGCAAUGGGAAAGGUGCAUGAAUUGGGACCUACUAUACACCAUGAGACUAUAGCUGCAGAUAUUGUGAGGGUCGAGAUAAUACAAGCUCUGGAUGCAGCUGCAUUGGUUCCUAUUACCACUGAGGAGGUUCGCACUGUGGGCCAGGCACUUAAUCACUUCAUUUCAUGGCCACGAAGAUUGGUCGGUGCUCUUGAGUUCCAGGAUGAUGGUAGUUCUGACCAAGAUGAUGCCCUCUAUGAGCAUCGAGACCCACUUUCGCGUUUGCAUUCAAUGGCUACACAUCUUGGGCCACAUCCUGUAGAGCUCAUCCUGAGAAAAGAGGUCACUGGCACGGCAGAUGUGCCUCUUUAUGUCGGAUCAGAAGAAAUAAUGGAGAUUUGUUUGGGUAAUCAAAUGCUUAGUGCAAUAAUUAUACAAGUGUGGAUCAUGUAUCUGCAUGGAAUAUGUGUGCAAAGAAAAAAUGUACAUUUGUACGGAUUUCUUGACCUGCAACUUAUUCAAGAUGUAGGAAGCAGACACAAGGAGAUCCAGACAUACAUACAGGGUCAGCUAAAGGACGGUGGCAAGGAGUGCUACCUUGCACCUUAUUUCUACCCGACGCACUGGCAAUUGUUUGUAUUAUGCCCUCGGCAGAAUACAAUUGUCUUCUUGUGCUCUCUAGGGAAUAAGCCGAAAAAUAAUAUCAAGAAUGUCAUGAACAUGGCCAUGAAGGGACAUCAGGUGCUAAAACCCACUAGGAAAAUCAGUCCAAAAUGGGUUAUACCCAAGUCCCGAAUGCAAAUGGGAGAUUAUGAAUGCGGGUACUAUGUCAUGAGACAAAUGUUUGCCAUCAUCUAUGCGGGUGAUAUCAAUUCGUGGAUGGGGGAACUUGACAUUCAAGACGCAUUCACUGAACAAGAAAUCAAUGAUGUGCGGGAAUGUUGGGCAUCGUAUUUGUGUGACAUUAGGGGGUUUUGAUAUUUUGUACUAGUGGUUUCAAGGACAUGAAUUGUGUUUAUAUAUUAACUAUGACACAUUAUUACCGUCAUUUCCCAGGGCCACAACUCCCUGAGUUUUACGUACUUGUAUGUGUGCGUGCGUGCGUUUUCAAUGAAGAAGGUUGUUCUCAUGGAUGCAAAAUAGUGUACAUUUUCAUCCAUGAUGGUGCCAUGUGUUUCUGACUGCAUUGUUCAAGAGUUGCUCGCAAACAGCGUUACCCAACAGCCCAUUCAAAAUUCAAGGAUUGUGUCUAUUUGGGCUAUACAUAAUUGCCACCAGAAUCGAACACACUUGGGAUUUCUUUUCGUUGCAUAUUCCUUUGUACGGCUUGAGCUUAUUCGACGGAUGUGAUGCGAUAAUGGGUAGCUCGUUACUCUCUCUUGCUGGCCAAAAAGGUUCAUUUUGAGGAAGAAUGAGUUCAGUUUUUAUGGCCACAACAAUUGAUAUUAUUCCCACUGCCUUUAUUACUAUCAGGGUAUGUGUUUUUGUAACAUUAGGUUUAAGUAGUAUCUUUUAUCUUCUUUGCAUUACGUUAUAUGAAUAGCAUAACACCCUUAAGAGUGUAGCGCAGAUCAGGGAAUUGAAGAUGCUACAGAGAAGAAAUGGGGCUACUGAAAACAUGGUUCAAUUACUUGUGCAUUAUUAUGUUCCUUAGUUAAACAAACACUUUAUAUUUGAGUCUCAAAUUUCCUUCUGCUUAUAUUUGACUUUACCAUUUAUAUAUGAUAUAAACAGGCUGGGCUUGCCCUCAGAGAUCUGCAGUUAGUAAUGAAUUUAACUCCUUUCUUGGAUCUUAGAAAAGAUAAAAACUAUAGCUAGGAAGCAUAGGAGUGAGUAAAUGUUUCUUGUUUGGUAGGGCACAACCUAAAGGCAAACAUUAAAUGUUGUUUGCUUGUUAUGUGAUUUCUCAUUACUAUGUGAUAUUUUCCUGCUUUUGCAUGUCCAACAGCUUAUCAGAGAACUGAAUGAAAAUUUGGCUCAUGAUAUUGUAGAGGAUAAAGGUAUUUGGAAAAAGAAACUGACCCCACAAUGCCUUGAGCCUUUUGAGUUACUUCCCCAACCACUUCAAGAUCAAUUGAUGCUUGAAAGAGAUCCACAUGGAAAUGUUCAGUAUUGAAACCAAAAAAAUGCUUAUUCAGAUGGUAGAAACAGAGUUGGAGUUGAUUAAGAAAGAAUAGUGGUUCCUGUAAUGGUCAUCUCAAGGGCCAGUCUCACUUUUUUGGGUACUCGUUUUUUGUUUAUACAAACCUCUAUCCAGUAGUGGUGUUUAGGAUCUGCACUCCUCCACUACUUCUUAUGCAGAAAAAUUUAGGGAAAGGAAGAAAAAAGGCAAAUAAUUAGUCUUUUUUAUGUUUGGUCGAUGGUGUUUCCUAGGGAAAUGCGGAGUAAAUCGGUAGUUGAAUUUGAUUAGAAUUUUACAUAUAUACUACUUAUUUCUUUGUGCAGACAUAAAUGAAAAUUAUUUUUUUAUUUUACGCCAAACUUUAUUAUUGUACAGUAUAAUUCCAAACAAUCCAUUGAAAAUUUCUCCAAUUAUGCAUCGCACGGUGUUCUACUAGUGGUACAUAAAAAAACAUAAAUGUUUUGUGCAUUAUUUGCUUAUUCACUAAUUCCUGACAUUGUCAUCAACUUAACAAAAAAUGUCUUCUUUUUAGCUUUAUUGCUGGUUUCAUUUGAUAUUUAAUUUGAGGGAUUUGACUAUAACCAUGGGAACAUAAUGAGGUAAAAUUGAUAAACAAUUACAUUUUUUUGUUUAUCUUGAUUAACAUUCUAUGAAUGGUUAGGGUAAAUCAAUAUACUCUAUUACGUAGUUUAUCAUUUUAUUUGGGUUUAGUCAAUUGCGGUGUUACAAACGACCUCUUAGUUAACUUCUCAUUUUUAAGAGUGAUACUAAUUCUUACUAUUAUGCUAUCAAUAGUCAUGUUGAGAUAGCUAAUAUUAGUCCAUUGCACAUACUCAGUACAUUGCAAGAGUUUAUUCCCUUUGGAUCUUGAAAAUAGAGGGCUAAAAUCUAAACUAAAAGUCAAGGUAAAGGAUACAUUUCAUAUUAAUUCAAGUUUUCCUAUUAUGUGAGUCAUACCCGUUUUCCCUUAUGGCACUAACUUAGAGCCCAUUUGGUAAUACAUAAAUCGGCUGCAUUGGCUGAUUAUGCUGAAAAUUAUGAAGUUCUGGUUGAUUGGGUGUAUGAGAUGAUUUUGCUAAUUUAUGGAAAAAAAAUUUAAAAUAUAUUAUUAAUUAAAUAAAUAAAAAAAUUAAAUGAAAAACAGUUAAAAUGAUCCUCUACCGUAUCUUCAGUCAAUAUAUCUAGAAAAGUUAUUAGAGCACGUGAAACUAAAAGUUAAAACUCCUUUUGUGUACUUUGACGGAAUGAAAACCAAAAGAAUUUGAUCCAAUCCACGAUUUUAACCCUUACGCUUCAAUUAGUUCUUAACUAUUAUGGAUCAACACAUGCAUUAUCAAUAUCUUAAUAUUGUACGAUUAUGAACCUGAAAUCCUAACUUCUCAUUUUUCUUAAAGAGCUCGUUCAUAACUGUAUCAACAGCUAGAUCAUCAAGCUUAUGAACAAGCUUGGACAGUUCUCCCUCCUUGGACAUUCUGUUCAUCCGAACACCGCCCAUGCUUCAACAGUUCAACAUCUAAGUUUUCACUUUUUAAAUUGAUUUUUAUAUCAUUGUUACUAUUAUUAUCACACCUUUCUUUCUUGAGAAUGAUCAUUCACAUAUGACCACAUACAAGCGUGUAUUACUUUAAGACAUUUUACAGACAAUUCAAAUGUGGUUAAAAACAAAAAAAAAACUUGGAAUUUUUAAACUUACAGGGGUUGCUCAGCUCAACUUAGCCAUUAAACACAAGGAUUAAAUCACAAUGCCAUAUAUAUAUAAGGUUGGGCAAACAUUCUCGCGCCUUGCGCGAGUAAACGCUAGUAGUGUAAGAAAUGUGAAUGUGUCGCUUAAGAUUCUCUAUGUUGCACCUUUAAAGUGUAAAGGGUGGUAAAAAUUCAUUUAAUUAUCGUACCACAUUAUCGGCAUAAUUUAAUGCACUAUUGGCACAAUAUAGGAGAUGGAUCUUUAAUAGCGAUAUCAAAAUAGGAGCACAUGAUAUGAUGUGGUGUGGGAUUAUACGUUGAGGUUCACAAGAUGGGAUUAGACGAUCGUGACUUGCACCAACGCAAUAGGGCUCGCAACAACAGUCGAACAAGGCUAUCUGACUGAGACCAGCAGAGACAGUGAGUUCAAUUGUAGCAAGAGGUGAUUUGAAUGAAAGGGGACGGGCAAAGGCGACAAAGUAACUUCGAAAAUCAGAUGUGGAUAAAUUAGCCUGUUACUGGUGCCUAUUAGCUGAUCAUGCAAUUUGCUCUCUUCAUAACAGUCUAAUUGGAUAAGCAAAGGAUUGGAGGAGGAGACACCAAAACCAGGAUAACACAUCAUCCCUAAGGGCCCCUAGAACCGAUCAAACAGUUAUUUGGAAUGAUUUAAGUUGCGUUUUGAUCAAAAUCUGAUGGAUAGAGAGUGGUCAGUGGAGUUCCAUCCCAAGUCAUUGCUUGGAGUUGAACUCGGGACCUUUCCCUUGUGACACUCUCUUCCUACCAGGUGAGCUAUGCCUCCGAUUAGGAGAAGACACCAUAUUUAAUAGGUUGAGGUUAAUCCAAACAAAUUCCCAUUGGAAGUAAAACAAAGUUGUUUUCAUCAAGGAUCUUCAAUGCUAAAAAACUCUCAAAUCAAGGAUCAACAAAAUGUUUCUCUUUUUCUUGGUGAAGACGGAGUUAACAAGCUUUAUGAUGCUUUUUAUUGUAUUCUUUUUUUUUAAGAUGGGUCAAAUAGACCCAUCUACUAUUCUCAAUCAAUCACUUAAACUCAUAUACUAAAAUAAGCAUCAUAUAUAAUCAUUUGUACUCUAAAAAAUCAAUCACAUAGGCCAAUUUAGAGGAAGAUGACCGGUUUUAACCGGUCAUUUGUAGAUUGUUUAUUUUCCUUUAUUGUUUACUUUUCCUCAUUUUUUUUCUCUUUCGACUGUUUCUGUGAUUUGGUCCUGCCCCACUCCCACUUCUUCCUUUCCUUGUUCUCGUCUCUUUCGUCAUUUGUUUUACAUCUGCCUCCCAUGUUCCUACGUACUCCCACCAAAUUCAACUUGACGGUGUCACUCUUCUCGGAUAUGGUGGCGAAUCUUUAAAAGAGAUUGUCCACUUGAUUAUGGGCAGCUCUUCUUUGGCCGCCGCGGUUGACAUUGCCUUAAUGUACGUGUAACGUUCCUUUAAUUUUGAUACAUUACAGGGAUGUUCUUGAUUAUGGACAAUCUUCUCUCCCGCGGGAGGUGGCCGACCAAAGAAACGAACUCGGAGUAAUCGGAUGGAAAAGAGAAGAGCACACGCACAAAAUUCUACGGAGUAUAUAUACCAGAGCUAGAAGAAGAUUAUGUCUUAUUCAAUCAGUUCCCCCCCCCCCCCCCCGUAUUUUUCUUGAAUUGAAAGCAUUAAAAUAAUGGAGUUUAUUCAUACUAUAUAUAUCAAC
Molecule: messenger RNA, 7272 nt
Organism: Cuscuta epithymum
Lineage: Eukaryota; Viridiplantae; Streptophyta; Magnoliopsida; Solanales; Convolvulaceae
Source: the annotation of a GenBank genome assembly